This is a messenger RNA of Choloepus didactylus (southern two-toed sloth), 2696 nucleotides long. RefSeq names its product prolyl 3-hydroxylase 1 (gene P3H1). Gene Ontology annotation, biological process: collagen metabolic process. Gene Ontology annotation, molecular function: procollagen-proline 3-dioxygenase activity; protein binding; iron ion binding. The coding region runs from base 157 to 2367 and encodes 736 amino acids. The transcript is spliced from 15 exons. Gene Ontology annotation, cellular component: endoplasmic reticulum. Lineage: Eukaryota; Metazoa; Chordata; Mammalia; Pilosa; Megalonychidae. The record is from RefSeq and is a predicted model, not a curated record.
GCUGGUAGAAAACAAAAAGAGGCGGUGCAAGCCUAUUUGGGCAUAUGCUGCCGGGCCUGGAAGGUGGGGCUUCACUUGAGGGGCGUGGCUUCAUCAGGGGCGGGAUUCCGGCCUCCGUGGCGGGUGGCUCGCGGUCCCGUUAGGUUGGAGGAGACUAUGGCUGCACGCGCGUUGAGGCUGCUGACCACCCUGCUGGCUGCCGCCGCCGCUGCCUCCCAGGCCGAGGUCAACUCCGAGGCGGGAUGGGAGAUGGCGGGGCCUGACCUGCUCUUCGCCGAGGGGACCGCGGCCUAUGCGCGCGGGGACUGGGCCGGCGUGGUACUGAGCAUGGAGCGGGCGCUGCGUUCGCGGGCCGCCUUGCGUACCCUCCGGCUGCGCUGCCGCACCCAGUGUGCCGCCGACCUCCCAUGGGAGCUGGACCCUGACUCGCCCGCGAGUCCAGGCCAGGCCUCGGGCGCCGCCGCCUUGCAGGACCUGCGCUUCUUCGGGAGCCUGCUGCGCCGCUCCGCCUGUCUGCGCCGCUGCCUCGGGCACCCGUCUGCCCACUCGCUCAGCGAGGAGCUGGAGUUCGAGUUCCACAGGCGGAGCCCCUACAACUACCUGCAGGUCGCCUAUUUCAAGAUAAACAAGUUGGAGAAAGCUGUAGCAGCAGCACACACCUUCUUUGUGGGCAAUCCUGAGCACAUGGAAAUGCGUCAGAACCUAGACUAUUACCAAACUAUGUCUGGAGUGAAGGAGGCAGACUUCAAGGAUCUUGAAGCCAAACUACAUAUGCACGAGUUUCGCCUGGGAGUGCGACUCUACUCAGAGGACCAGCCGCAGGAGGCUGUGCCCCACCUGGAGGCAGCUUUGAAAGAGUACUUCCUGGCCGAGGAGGAGUGCCGCACCCUCUGCGAAGGGCCUUAUGACUACGAUGGCUACAACUACCUCGAGUACAAUGCUGACCUCCUCCAGGCCAUCACAGAUCAUUACAUCCAGGUCCUCGGCUGUAAGCAGAACUGCGUCACCGAGCUUGCUUCCCAUCCCAGUCGAGAGAAGCCUUUUGAAGACUUCCUCCCAUCACAUUACAAUUACCUGCAGUUUGCCUACUAUAACAUUGGGAAUUAUACACAGGCUAUUGAAUGUGCCAAGACCUAUCUCCUCUUCUUCCCCGACGAUGAGGUGAUGAACCAGAAUCUGGCCUACUAUACAGCCAUGCUCGGAGAAGAACAAGCCAGAUCCAUUGGUCCCCGUGAGAGUGCCCAGGACUACCGACAGCGAAGCCUGCUGGAGAAAGAACUGCUCUUCUUUGCUUAUGAUGUUUUUGGAAUUCCUUUUGUUGAUCCGGAUUCAUGGACUCCAGAGGCGGUGAUUCCCAAGAGAUUGCAAGAGAAACAGAAGUCAGAACGGGAAACAGCUGUGCGCAUCUCCCAGGAGAUUGGGAACCUGAUGAAGGAAAUUGAGACGCUUGUGGAAGAGAAGACCAAGGAGUCAGUGGACGUGAACCUGCUGGUUCGGGAAGGUGGCCCCCUGCUCUAUGAAGGAAUCAGUCUCACCAUGAACUCCAAACUCCUGAAUGGCUCCCAGCGGGUGCUGCUGGAUGGUGUCAUCUCCAAGGACGAGUGUCAAGAGCUGCAGCGACUGACCAAUGCAGCAGCGACUGCAGGGGAUGGCUACCGGGGUCAAACUUCCCCCCAUACGCCCAAUGAAAAGUUCCAUGGUAUCACUGUCUUCAAAGCCCUCAAGCUGGGACAGGAAGGGAAAGUUCCUCUGCAGAGUGCCCACCUGUACUACAACGUGACUGAGAAGGUGCGGCGCGUCAUGGAGUCCUACUUCCGCCUGGACACACCCCUCUACUUCUCCUACUCCCACCUGGUGUGCCGCACUGCGAUCGAAGAGGCACAGGCGGAAAGGAAGGACAGUAGCCAUCCAGUCCAUGUGGACAACUGCAUCCUGAAUGCCGAGGCCCUCAUGUGCGUCAAGGAGCCCCCCGCCUACACCUUCCGGGACUACAGUGCCAUUCUUUACCUAAAUGGGGACUUUGAUGGAGGAAACUUUUAUUUCACUGAACUAGAUGCCAAGACCAUGACGGCAGAGGUGCAGCCCCAAUGCGGAAGGGCGGUGGGAUUCUCUUCAGGCACUGAAAACCCACACGGAGUGAAGGCCGUCACCAGGGGCCAGCGCUGUGCCAUCGCCCUGUGGUUCACCCUGGACCCACGACACAGCGAGCGGGACAGGGUGCAGGCAGAUGACUUGGUGAAGAUGCUCUUUAGCCCAGAAGAGAUGGACCUUCCCCAGGAGCAGCCCCUGGAAGCCCAGCAGGCCCCCCCAAAACCUGGAGAAAAACCUCUCUCAGGCAGCGAGUUGAGGCACAAGGAUGAGCUAUGAUGGUGCCCAGGCCACACGUGGAUGGUUUAUGGGACUCACAGUGAGGUACUCCGUCCUCUACCCUGGAGAAUGCCAGCCCUUUGGGAACAGGGAGCAAUGGGUGACUUAUGUCUGUGGCCUGGCUGAGAGGACCCUGCUGACAGCCGGCCGUCUGCAUGGUGCUGCUGCUCUUGGAGUGGACAUGGCAGGACGGUCUGCUCCUCUGCAGGCCUGGCUAGGGCUCAGGACACAGGCCCAAGCUGUCCUGGGCGGCCUGCACAGCAGUACAGUACUUAAAUGUCCUGUGUAGACAACCAAAGAAUAAAUGGUUUGUUGUCGUUGUUUCUUAA